Messenger RNA from Rattus rattus (black rat), 2000 nucleotides. RefSeq names its product PGAM family member 5, mitochondrial serine/threonine protein phosphatase (gene Pgam5). The transcript is spliced from 6 exons. Bases 42 to 908 code for a protein of 288 amino acids. The record is from RefSeq and is a predicted model, not a curated record. Gene Ontology annotation, cellular component: mitochondrion. Gene Ontology annotation, biological process: positive regulation of mitochondrial fission. Lineage: Eukaryota; Metazoa; Chordata; Mammalia; Rodentia; Muridae.
GUGUCCCUGGCAUCCCGCCGUCCGGUCGUGCGGCUUGCGGCAUGGCUUUCCGGCAGGCUCUUCAGCUGGCGGCCUGUGGUCUGGCGGGUGGCUCGGCCGCUGUUCUCUUCUCGGCGGUAGCGGUAGGGAAGCCGAGAGCUGGCGGGGAUGCAGACACGCGCGCGACAGAGACGCCGGCCUGGAACGGAGCGCGCCCGGGGCACGGCGUCUGGGACUCCAACUGGGACAGGCGAGAGCCACUGUCACUCAUUAACCUGAAGAAAAGGAACGUGGAAUCUGGAGAAGAUGAACUGGCUUCCAGGCUGGACCACUAUAAGGCAAAGGCUACAAGACACAUAUUCCUCAUCCGGCAUUCCCAGUACAAUGUGGAUGGCUCGAUGGAGAAGGACCGCACCCUGACCCCAUUAGGUCGGGAACAGGCUGAACUCACGGGGAUCCGACUUGCAAGCCUGGGACUGAAGUUUAAUAAAAUCGUCCAUUCCUCUAUGACCCGUGCAGUAGAGACCACAGACAUCAUCAGUAAGCACCUGCCAGGUGUCUGCAGAGUCAGCACAGACUUGCUACGGGAAGGUGCCCCCAUUGAACCGGAUCCACCUGUGUCUCACUGGAAGCCAGAGGCUGUGCAGUAUUAUGAAGAUGGAGCCCGGAUUGAGGCUGCCUUCAGGAACUACAUCCACCGAGCUGAUGCCAAGCAGGAGGAGGACAGCUACGAGAUCUUCAUAUGUCACGCCAAUGUCAUCCGCUAUAUUGUUUGUAGGGCACUGCAGUUUCCUCCAGAAGGUUGGCUCCGCCUGUCCCUCAACAAUGGUAGUAUCACCCACCUGGUGAUUCGACCCAAUGGUCGUGUUGCACUCAGGACCCUUGGGGACACAGGGUUCAUGCCCCCAGACAAGAUUACUCGGUCCUGAGGCUGCCUGUAAGACUGCACCCUGUCCUCUGCUGGUGGCCUGCCUACAGCCUUCCCUUGUCUUCCACAGCUGUGCUGUGGCUUCACGUUCGUCUCCAGAAGAGGAUAUCUCAAGUGUCACAUUUGGGUGCUUACUUCUGGCUCAGGCUGAAGAAGGCAACGUAUGAGUUAGAUGGCCUUUUUGAAAGCUCUCUACUUUACUAUUACCACCAGCAUAGCCCUAGGAGGUGCGACAGGAGUCUUCCUAGGCAGAAGGCGGGCCUGUCACGGGUACUGUAUCACGGGAUUGUAGUAGAUUAACCGAACACUCUAUGACCUCUGGAAGACCUGUCAGGUAGUGGGGUGGUGUUUACAGGUGGUUAUUUCACUGCAAUCUAGGGACUUUGGUUGCUUAUUUAUCAAAGAUUUUCCUCAUGUGGGUUCUUGCUUUGAAAACCAACUUCUCAGCUCAAUUAGGAGAUUCUGUGUCUACUGCGUUUGAAUGAUGGACAAAGGGGCUGGCUUCCUAUGAGGUAGAUAAAAGCCAAGAAAAUGGCACUGCAAAAGGACUGUGGCCUGUAUAAGGCAAGUAGGUGAUAGUUCUAUAAGAGGUUCCUUGGAAGCAAAGAUAGCUCCACUGACCAGAAGAGGUGGCAUAUACUUGUAAUUCUAGCAUCCGGGAGGCAGAAGCAGGAUCGUGAGUCUCUAGCCAGCCUGAGUUAUGUUAAAAGACCCAGAAAAAUAUCCCUGAGUGACGGUUCCAUUUUAGUUUGCUACUGUUAACCUUGAACUUGUAGGUUAUUUAGAAAUGAUGUGUUUAUUCCAGAUAUUCUGAUAAGAAAAAAAUGGUUUUUGUAUGUGUGGUUUUUGUUUUUGUGACAGAAUCUUAACUGUUGCCCAGGCUGGCUUCAAACUUGAGACCCUUCUGAGUCUUGUAAUUGUUGGGAUUGCAGGUAUAUACUACCACACCUGUCCGUCCGUCCCCCUAUCCUCCAAAAAACCCAGUACAGUUUCUAUGAAGUGGUUGUGAGCAUCUUCUGUAAUCAAUGCAAUGAAUUGGAAUAUUUGAUGUAUCUCUCUGCCCUCUUUGGAAAUAAUAAAAUUUUACUUUGUU